Messenger RNA from Astyanax mexicanus (Mexican tetra), 3873 nucleotides. It is a transcript of the gene eif4g2a, whose product is annotated as eukaryotic translation initiation factor 4, gamma 2a. Gene Ontology annotation, molecular function: mRNA binding; protein binding; translation initiation factor activity. Gene Ontology annotation, cellular component: eukaryotic translation initiation factor 4F complex. NCBI's taxonomy places the organism in Eukaryota, Metazoa, Chordata, Actinopteri, Characiformes, Acestrorhamphidae. The transcript has 19 exons. The coding region runs from base 606 to 2681 and encodes 691 amino acids. The record is from RefSeq and is a predicted model, not a curated record.
UCGUUUUUCCACCCCCUGCCCUUUCUAUAUUAUUCUUUUUGGGUAUCAUUCGUUGCCAAGCCGCCAAAGUGGAGAGUGUGGUCGCAGAGGGGGGUGCUUCUCGUUUCAGCGAGUUCCUGGGGAAAACCCCAGGGCCUAGCGUUCAGAGAUGGGUUCCUUCACGAAGCACUAGACGAGAGGUUAGCUCCUCCAACGAAAAAGAACGACACGAUGCAAUCUUCAGAAAAGUGAGAGGCAUACUUAAUAAACUGACCCCUGAGAAGUUUGACAAGCUAUGCCUUGAGCUUCUGAAUGUGGGUGUGGAUUCAAAGCUCAUCCUCAAAGGAGUCAUCUUGCUGAUUGUAGACAAAGCCCUCGAAGAGCCCAAGUAUAGCUCGCUAUAUGCUCAGCUAUGUCUGCGUUUGGCAGAGGAUGCACCAAACUUUGACAGCCAAUCACCUGAGAUCCAAUCAUCACAAAAGCAGAGCACUACAUUCAGGAGACUUCUAAUAUCAAAGCUUCAAGAUGAAUUUGAGAACCGUGCCAGAAAUGUUGAAAUCUACGAAAAGACCGAUGGCCCUCUUACUUCUGAAGAGGAGGAGCAGCGCGCCAUCGCAAAGAUCAAAAUGCUGGGCAACAUCAAAUUCAUUGGGGAGCUUGGCAAGCUCGAUCUCAUUCACGAGUCUAUCCUUCAUAAGUGCAUCAAAACACUUCUGGAAAAGAAGAAAAGAAUCCAACUUAAAGAUAUGGGGGAAGAUUUGGAGUGCCUCUGUCAGAUAAUGAGAACUGUGGGUCCUAGACUUGAUCAUGAGAAAGCCAAGUCUCUAAUGGAUCAGUAUUUUGGCCGCAUGCGAUCCUUAAUGAACACCAAGGACUUGCCUGCGAGGAUUCGUUUCCUGCUGCAGGAUACUGUGGAGUUGCGAGAGAACAAGUGGGUGCCUCGGAAAGCUUUUAUUGAUAAUGGACCUAAGACGAUCAACCAGAUCCGCCAGGAUGCUGUGAAGGAUUUGGGGGUGUUUAUUCCAGCGAUGAACUCAGGAAUGAGGACUGACUUCUUUCAAGAAAACCCCUUCUUGCCAACGAGGAUGAGCAGAGAGACCCUUGGGAGUUUAGCUGAUAUGUUCGGACAAAUGCCAGGUAGUGGGAUUGGAACUGGGCCCGGGGUUAUUCAAGACAGGUAUUCCCCCACCAUGGGCCGUCAUCGUGUGAACCCACUGUUCAAUGGUCAUGGCGGACACAUAGCUCCUGCUUCCCAGUCUCAGUUUGACAAGCCUUUCAUGAAACCGAACCAGGGGCAGAACCUGCUUUUCCAGAACCAGGCUCAACAGCAAGCUCAGUCUAAGGAUAUGCCACCACGUUUCAGCAAGAAAGGACAGUUAAAUGCUGAUGAGAUCAGCCUGAGACCUGCUCAGUCAUUUCUUCUGAACAAAUCCCAAGUGCCAAAGCUGCAGCCGCAGAUACCCACCAUGAUUCCUCCCAGCGCUCAGCCUCCUCGUACAUCCACACCUCCACUUGGACAGCCUCCACAGCUUGGCCUGAAAACCAAUCCACCUCCCAUUCAGGAGAAGCCUCAGAAGAUAAGCAAGAAGCCACCGCCUGCCAAAGAGGAGCUGCUCAAGAUGACUGAGACCGUUGUUAACGACUAUCUGAACAGCAAGAACAUUGGCGAUGCUGUGAACGGGGUGCGAGAGAUGAGGGCUCCAAACUACUUCCUGCCAGAGAUGUUAAGCAAGAUCAUUAUCUGCUCGCUGGACAGUCCGGAUGAAGACAAAGAGCAUCUCAGCAGUCUAAUCCACGCACUCCGUACAGAGGGACUGAUCACCGGGGAGAGUUUCAUGCAGGCGUUCCUUAAUGUUUUGGACCAGUGUCCUAAGCUUGAGGAUGACAUUCCCCUGGUGAAGUCCUAUCUGGCGCAGUUUGCUGCCCGUGCGGUCAUUGCUGAGCUGAUGAGCAUCGUGGACCUGGCCCACCCUCUGGAGAACGGCACACACUUCCCUCUGUUCCUGCUCUGCCUCCAGCAGACCGCUAAACUGAAGGAUAAGGAGUGGCUGACUGAUCUGUUCCAGCAGAGCAAGGUCAACAUGCAGAAGAUGCUGCCAGAAAUCGACCAAAACAAAGACCGCAUGCUGGAGAUUCUAGAGGGGAAGGGCCUGAGCUUCUUGUUUCCUCUCAUGAAACUGGAGAAGGAGCUUCUGAAGCAGAUCAAAGCAGACCCGUCUCCACAGUCCAUCUACAAAUGGAUCAAGGACAACAUCUCGCCCAAGCUUCACACCGACAAGGGUUUCGUCAACAUUCUGAUGACCAGCUUUUUGCAGUACAUUUCACACGAGGUGUAUACCCCCGAGACAGAGGAGCAGUUAUCAGCACCUUCAAAAGAACAGCUCGACCAGGAGAAGCAGCUGCUCCUCGCCUUCAAACCGGUGAUGCAAAAGUUCCUGCAUGAUCACGUGGACCUGCAAGUCAGCGCCCUGUACGCCCUGCAGGUGCACUGCAACGCCAAGGCUUUCCCCAAAGGAAUGUUACUGCGCUACUUUGUCAACUUCUAUGAUAUGGAGAUCAUUGAAGAAGAAGCCUUCCUUGCAUGGAAAGAAGAUAUUACCCAAGAGUUUCCUGGCAAAGGAAAAGCAUUGUUCCAGGUGAAUCAGUGGCUUACCUGGCUGGAGACGGCCGAGGAGGAGGAGUCUGAGGAGGAGGCUGACUAAGAAACCAGCCAAAGCCUUAAAGGUGCAAAGAUGUAAUUGUACUGCUUUUCUUCUUAACCCAUUGUAUUGUCAACCUCUCCCUUCUACCCCUCCCUGUCCCUUGUUCUUUUUUUUUUUCUUUUUAUUGCUUUGUUUUUCUUUUGUUGUAUAACCCUUUGCUUCAGUGACCUCCAUUGGCGAAUGUCAGUCAGUGUGCAGUACUGUUUUGCCCCCUCCCCUUAUUACAUUUAUUUCCUUUUUUUUUUCUCUCUUCUUUUUCUUUGAACCACCCAUAAAUGGUAUUAGCAGCCUGAAUCUGCUUGUUUUGCUUUUAAAAAGAACAUGUAUUUGCAAGACUCUCUCUCUGUCUCUCUCUCCUGCUGCUGUUCACUAUUACACAACUGUAGAAACGCACUUUGUGCUAUGUGUCAUGAGUUGUUGCAAUAUGCUUCCAUGAUUGUUACAAAAUCCAUAACUCUGUAAUCAUCAAACCAUGCGUUUUAAUAGUAGUCGGUUUGUUUCUACCUCUGUAAUGUAAUGGGGUUUAGUAGGCUGGGUUGAAUUAAGUCCCUCCUCCUUCAAAUGGGCGGGGAUAAACUCUCCAAACCUGUGAUACAAAGAGAAACACGGUUUAUUUUUUUCCCCCUCCCCCCCCCCCCCCCUCACCCUGUUUUUGGAUGAAUGGAAAGCCAUGUGGGAGAAAUGGUUAUACAGCUUUUUUUUUUUUCUCCUUUUUUUUAAAUCGACCCAUGUUUGUUCCCCUCCAUUACUUGUCCAGCUUUUUGAUACUUGAAAUUUUUCUUUACAGCAUGUUCAGGGAUUACCAAACAUGGCCUGUUGAGACGAUGAGACAACUUUUGAUCGAAACAGCAAUCUGUAAACAUGACUUUUUAAAUUAAAACAAAAAAAAAAAACUUUUAAUUGGUGAAAUAAUAAUAAUAAUAAAGUUAACGAAGUAAGUAUUGAACAUUCUACGUAUGAACCUAACAAUCUGUUUGCCAUUAAUAUCUAAUGGAUAUUUAUUGAACCUUUUAUCAUGAAAGAAAAUCAAUGCUUUAUCUCUAGGUAGAACAAUAAAACUUGAUGCACUUGUGGCAUACAUCUGUACAAUGACUUACUUGCUAUUUAAAAGUGUUACUGUAACAUGUAAGAGCUCCGAAUGUUCAGUGUACCACUAUUGCUUAACUUUCAAUAAAGUUACACACACACACCA